AUGGGUUCGACACAGCCGGAAUUCAAAAACCCCGCCACCACCUCCCUCCUGGAGCUGGUCAAGGCCCGCCGCACCUACUACGGCCUCAAGGGCGAGAGUCCCAUCACCGACGAUGCCAUUGAGCACAUCGUCGCCAACGCCGUCCUGCACGUGCCCAGCUCCUUCAACACCCAGACCUCCCGCGUCGUCCUGUUGCUGAAGGAGGAGCACCACAAGGUCUGGGACCUGGCCAUCAGCGCCAUGGAGGGCCUCGUCGCCGCUGGCACCCUCCCCAAGGAGACCUUUGAGACCCAGACCAAGCCCAAGCUGAACGCCUUCCGCGCCGCCUACGGAACGGUUCUGUUCUUCGUCGACUUCGACUCCCUGGCCGGCAUCAAGGAGAAGUUUGCCAUUUACGCCGACAAGUUCGACCCCUUUGCCCUGGAAUCCAACGCCAUGUCCCAGUACCUGGUGUGGACCGCUCUGCAGUCCGAGGGCUUCGGCGCCAACCUGCAGCACUACAGCCCGCUCAUUGACGAGGCGGUGCAGAAGCAGUGGAACCUCCCGGCGUCAUGGAAGCUCGACGCCCAGCUGGUCUUUGGCGUGCCGACCUCAGAGCCCGGGGAGAAGGCGUUUGCGCCCCUGGAGGACCGCUUCAAGGUGUUUGGCAAAUAG
Messenger RNA from Aspergillus ibericus CBS 121593, 654 nucleotides. RefSeq names its product Nitroreductase. Bases 1 to 654 code for a protein of 217 amino acids. The transcript has 3 exons. The record is from RefSeq and is a predicted model, not a curated record. Gene Ontology annotation, biological process: cellular response to oxidative stress. NCBI's taxonomy places the organism in Eukaryota, Fungi, Ascomycota, Eurotiomycetes, Eurotiales, Aspergillaceae.